UCGACCAAAACGUGUCCGAUUUCGCGCAUCUCCCACUCAAUCGUUCCCACUCAAACAACCGACAGUGGAUCGGCGACUGUCGGUGACGGUCGCAAACUCGCAACGCUUAACUGUAUACACUGUGGGGCGUAAUGUAAACUAUCUACAGGCUGUUGUAGUGAGAAGCAGUUGUACAUUUACGCGUGCGCUUACUUUUUUAUAUUGUUUAUUUUUUUUGUAUUGUGGUAAUUUUUAAAAAUGAAUGCCGAAGAAUCCAUUAAUGUGAAUGAACUUGCCAGACAUGUUGUUCAAAAUGAGAAUCCGCAAUUAUUACGUUCGCCUGUUAAAAGAAAUCCAAAUGGACGGUUUGUUGGAAGCAGACAGAAGGUCAUGAUUAUAAAUCUGUAUAAGACCAAACUUGAAGAGCAACCGGAUAUCAAGUACAAACCUUUGAUUGCGUAUUUAUCAAAAGCAUCCGGCAUUGGACGUGAUACUGUUGUUAAUACCAUACGAGACUACAAAAAGGACAACCAACUGAAGUCACCAAAUAAAAAAAAAAUUCGUGCUACAAUCAAUGAAAAAAUUGAUGACUGAUAAGAAUGCUAUAAGGCAAAAAAUUCAUGGUUUUUGGUUAAGAAAUGAAGUUCCAACGUUAAAGAAAAUUGUUCAAGCCAUCGGGGAUGAUCCAGACUUACCGACUAUACCAAGGACAUCUUUACAGCGCAUUCUAAAGGAAUUGGGAUUUGAGUACACAAAAAGAACCCGAAACAGCGCACUUACUGAGCGAGGAGAUCUAAUUGUAUGGCGACAAAAAUUUAUUAUAGACAUACGUCGUUUCAGAAAUGAAGGUCGUACAAUCUAUUAUUUGGAUGAAACGUGGGUCAAUGCAGGCGAGUGCUGUAGUAAGGUUUGGUUGGACAAGACGGUAACAUCGCAUAGAGAUGCAUUUGUUAAAGGACUGUCGACAGGCCCGAAAAAUCCAACAGGCAAGGGCAAGCGAUUGAUUGUUGUUCACAUCGGGUCAUCGGAGGGUUUCGUCGAGGGUGGUCUACUGUGUUUUGAAUCAAAAAAAAACACAGCAGACUAUCACGACGAAAUGAAUGGUGAUUCAUUCUACGACUGGUUUUGCGGAGUUUUGCCCAAACUUAAAGAAAACUCGGUUAUAGUAAUGGACAAUGCUUCAUACCAUUCUGUAAAAAAGGACCCCAUCCCUACAAUAGCCUGGAGAAAAGACAAAAUUGUUGAAUGGUUGACUUCAAAAGGCUGUAAUGUGGAUACGUCGUUGGUGAAUCAUUUGUUGUUGGAAAAGGUGCAGGAAAUUAGACAUCAUCACGACAAAUACCUAAUCGAUGAAGAAGCUUUGAAAUCAAAUAAAACUGUAUUACGUCUUCCGCCUUACCACUGCGAAUUGAAUGCGAUAGAAAUGGCGUGGUCGGUUGUGAAAAAUCACGUGAAAAAAAACAAUACUUCAUUCAAAAUUAACGACGUAAAACAAUUACUGAUCGAUGGCAUCAAAAAAGUUACGCCAGACAUGUGGGCCAAUUUUGUAAGUCAUACAAUAAAAGAAGAAGACAAACUCUGCACUGUUGACAACAAUACGGAUGAACUAUUGGAUCAAGAAGAUACAUCGCAUGUCAUGCAAAUCACAGGGGACACUUCUUCCGAUGAUUCAGAUUGAUUUUUAUAAUUUUUUUUAUUAUUUUUUUUUUUUUUAUGUAUUUUUUGUAAAUUUGUGACGACGUAUUUCUAUGUAUUAUAAUAACCUAUACAAUUACAUAUUUAAUAUAAUUUAUUUGUUUAUACUUUUGACGUGUAUGUAUUGAAAUAUCUUAAUAUAUAAACAUAGUAUACAAAAUAUAAAAAAAUAGUGUUAUGGCAAUUCAUCACCCUGUAUAGUAUAAGAACAUUUUUAACACUCUGUAUACAGGUCGUAGCACGCGACGAUUGCGGCAUAUAGUGGGGGAAAUCAGGUUCCGCGCCGUCGCUGCUGGUCAUUCUGCAUGCGCGUGACGGUACU
Rhopalosiphum padi (bird cherry-oat aphid) is the source of this 1996-nucleotide messenger RNA. RefSeq lists its product as uncharacterized. The coding region runs from base 554 to 1657 and encodes 367 amino acids. NCBI's taxonomy places the organism in Eukaryota, Metazoa, Arthropoda, Insecta, Hemiptera, Aphididae. Gene Ontology annotation, molecular function: nucleic acid binding. The transcript has 2 exons. The record is from RefSeq and is a predicted model, not a curated record.